CAAGAACGACUCGACCUUUCUUGCCGGGCUGUGGGAGGAAUCAGAACAUCUGAAGCCUUCUCUCGUUGAUUCUUGCCGCUUGCCGCAUCCCGAAACUGACAGAAGAAUCAACUCAGUGUUGUCUGAAACACCCUGAAUAACUCCGGACUUUUGCACCUUAUCGUGACUAGGAAUUUAUGAUUGUCGCCACAUCCUUCCACAUCAAUUCUCAAAGGUGGCUUAUCAUUAGAAUCACAAGUAUUACAGGUGGGACAGCCUGUCAGGAGGAGAGAGCGCGCCGUUGACAGGAGCUGUUCUUCACCUCUGACAAAACAGAAGAGAUUUUUAAAAAUAUGAGGAGCUUUUCAACUACGUCAGCGAUCUGUGAGAAUGUGGAGGGAGUCUCAUUUAAACAGAGGAGGGCAAGUUCUCCUUCAACAACAGAAUUAAGUGUCACCAUGAAUUCAUUUCCUGAGGGUUUACCACAACUGGACUACCGGGAAAGAGAACCCCCUCCUACACAUCAUAAAUAUCAUGCCACACUACAGAGCCUCAUUCCUUUCCGCUUUGGUUCUAAGUCACACCCGUUGGAUGAUGCCGGGUUCUUUUCCUUCACCACGUUCGCAUGGAUGACGCCCAUGAUGUGGAGACUGUUCCGGAACCGCCUUGACCGGAGUUCGCUGUCUCUGUCGUCUCACGAUGGAGCACACAACAAUGGAAAAAGGUUGCAGAGACUGUGGGAGGAGGAGGUAUCCAGGGUGGGCUCGGAGAAGGCAUCUUUGGGCCGAAUUAUCAUGCGUUUCCAACGAACCCGUUUAAUAGCCUCUUUCAUCAUCUCUGUCGCUUUUACCUUCUGUGUUUUUAUUGGACCGUCUGUCCUGGUAAAUGAGAUCCUGAACAUCAUAGAACAGCCACAGGAGUCUUCAACACUUGUUCAUAGUUUGGGCCUUUGUGUAGCCCUGUUCUUCUCUGAGUUCUUCAAGGCGUUUUUUGUCUCUCUGAUGUGGGCAGUGAAUAUUCGUACAGCCAUUAGAGUGAAGAGUGCUUUCUCCAUGAUGGCCUUCCAGAAGAUCAUCUCACUGAGGGUGAUGAAUAGUAUCUCUGUUGGAGAGACGAUCAAUGUCUUGACAGCUGAUGGCUAUCGCAUGUUUGAAGCAGUGGUGUUCGGAACCUUUUCUCUCUGUAUUCCUGUUCUACUCAUCAUGUGCAUUGCAUAUGCUUGUUACAUCCUGGGCUACACUGCUAUCAUAGGAGUGCUGAUUUACCUAAUCUUCAUCCCCAUCCAGUUCUCCAUUGCCAGACUGAUUAAUGUAUUCAGGAGGCGAGCAGUGACCGUGACAGACAGCCGUGUUCGCACCAUGAAUGAGGUUCUAACCUUUAUCAAGCUCAUUAAAAUGUAUGCCUGGGAAGAAUCAUUUGAGAAGAAAAUCACAGGUAUUAGGAAAAAUGAGCGAUCGCUAUUGGAAAAAGCUGGUUACGCACAGAGUAUGAAUUCUUCCAUAAUUGCCAUCAUUCCCACCCUGGCCACCAUCAUAACCUUCAUCGCUCACACAUUACUCAAGUUCCCACUCCGUCCUUCUACUGCCUACACUAUCAUCGCUAUAUUCAACUGCAUGAGAUUUUCUUUGGCUCUGCUGCCUGUUGCUGUAAAAUCAGUGGCUGAAGCCCAGGUUUCAUUGGCUCGAUUAAAGAAACUGAUGCUGACUCAGAAUCCAAAGUCGUACCUGACCACGAUAAAGAGUCAGCACUCAGCUAUACAGAUGGAGAAAGCUUCAUUCUCUUGGAGCGCACCUGAAAGCAGCCCAUCAGCCACCAACGGCACCACCAAUGGGGUAAAAGGAGUCAAAGAGUCAAAGAACCAAUUUCAGAAUGGCACUCAGAAAGGUGGAAUGCAUACAGAAGAACCCAAGCAAACUUUAAAGAACAUGACAUUUUCUCUACCCAAGGGUAAUCUGCUUGGAGUUUGUGGCAAUGUUGGAAGUGGAAAAACAUCACUGAUAUCCAGCAUUCUAGAACAGAUGCACCUGCUAAACGGCUCUGUGAGCGUAGACGGAUCGUUUGCUUACGUUUCCCAGCAAGCCUGGAUUUUUCACGGCACUGUGCAAGACAACAUCCUAAUGGGAGAGCCCUUUGACCAGGCCAGAUAUAACAGAGCUAUUCACGCUUGCAAUCUCAAACCAGAUUUGGCAAUUUUUCCCUUUGGAGAUAAGACUGAGAUUGGCGAGAGGGGUUUGAACUUGUCUGGUGGACAGAAGCAGAGAAUAAGCUUGGCAAGAGCAGUCUAUUCAAACAAAGACAUCUACCUCUUAGAUGAUCCUCUCUCAGCAGUGGAUGCACACGUUGGCAAACACAUCUUUGAGGAGUGCAUUAAGAAGGAGCUGAAGGGGAAGUCUAUCAUUCUGGUCACACACCAGCUUCAGUAUCUGGAGUUCUGUGAUGAGGUUCUCCUGUUAGAGAAUGGAGAGAUUACAGAAGCUGGGACACACAAAGACCUGAUGAAAGCAAAGGAUCGAUAUGCUCAACUUAUCAACAAUUACCAGCUGGAGCAGCCGAAUGAUCAGAACCAAGACCAAGCAGCCUCAGAAGUGAAAAAGGGCCCAACAGAACAAAAAGAGAAGAACCAAGAUAACAUCAAAAUGAAUGGGAUUGAUAAUCAAGCUUUCGAUAUGUCAGAUGAGAAGACUGGAUCAGAUGAUCUGCCAAAAGAAAAAGAAUCCAGAAACCAGCUGGUGACUCAGGAGGUCUCUCAGGAGGGUUCAGUCACGUGGAGGACAUACCAUCAAUACUGCAAAGCUGCAGGAGGGUACUUCCUGUUGUCCUUGGUCAUGCUGAUCUUUGUUCUGAUGGUGGGGAGUACAGCGUUCAGUAACUGGUGGCUCAGUUACUGGUUAGAUCAGGGCACUGGAUCUGCAAAUGUCACGGAUCCUGGAGAUAUCUCACAGAAUCCAGACAUUCAGUUCUAUCAGAUGGUGUAUGGGCUCACAGUGAUUGGCAUGAUCAUUCUCAGUGUCAUCAAAGGCUUUUCCUUCACCAAAGUCACUCUGCAUGCCUCCUCCAAACUUCAUGACACCAUGUUUAAGAAGAUCCUGGGCAGUCCAAUGAGUUUUUUUGACACGACUCCAACGGGUCGCAUGGUGAACCGUUUCUCAAAGGACUUGGAUGAGGUUGAUGCUGUGUUGCCCUUUAACAUGGAGAACUUUCUGCAGCCCUGUCUGAAUGUCACCUUCACCAUCGUGACCAUCUGUGCAGUGUUUCCGUACCUGCUCAUUGGUGUAGCAGUGCUCGCGGUCAUCUUCUCUAUUAUCCUCUAUGUGUUCCAGAGGAGCGUCAGAGAGAUGAAGAGGAUGGAGAAUGUUAGUCGCUCUCCAUGGAUUUCACUCACCACUUCCACCAUCCAGGGUCUGAGCACCAUCCACGCCUAUGACAAGAGAGAGCAGUACAUUCUACAGUUUAAGGAGCUGAGUGACAUCAACUCUAACCACUUCCUGCUGUUUAACUGUGGAACUCGCUGGCUGUCCUUCUGGCUCGACUUCAUGUCUGUCUCCAUCACCUUCGUGGUGGCGCUUUUUGUGGUCCUGAUCUCCAACGACAUUAUCAACCCUGCUUUAAAGGGUCUGGCCCUGUCCUACACCAUCCAGUUGACAGGGAUGCUUCAGUUUGUAGUGAAAAUGUCUACGGAGGUGGAGGCCAAAUUCACCUCGGUGGAGAGACUGCUAGAGUACAUCACUGGCUGUGUCUCUGAAGCACCCAGACAAAUCAAAGGCACUAAGAUUCCUGAGGGCUGGCCACAAGAGGGCGCUAUAACCUUUAAAGACUACACAAUGAGAUACCGAGAGAAUACUCCCAUAGUACUUGAUGGUGUCAACCUCCAAAUCCAAGCCCAUGAAAAAGUGGGCAUUGUGGGAAGAACAGGCUCUGGUAAGUCCUCUCUGGGUGUAGCUCUGUUCCGCUUGGUGGAGCCAGCAGGGGGAAGUAUUCAGAUUGAUGGAGUGGACACUGGUGCUUUGGGACUGCAGGUCUUGCGAAGUAAACUCUCAGUCAUACCACAGGAUCCUGUGCUGUUCAUUGGCACUGUCAGGUAUAAUCUGGAUCCAUUUAAUAACCACACAGAUGAAGAGAUAUGGAUGGCCUUAGAGAAGACCUACAUGAAAGACACGAUCUCGAAGUUACCGGAGAAGCUGCAGGCUCCAGUUGUGGAGAACGGAGAGAACUUCUCAGUGGGGGAGAGGCAGCUGAUGUGUAUGGCUCGAGCCCUGUUAAGGAACUCUAAAAUCAUCCUGCUGGACGAGGCUACAUCCUCCAUUGACUCAGAGACAGAUUCCCUUAUUCAACACACCAUUAAAGAGUCUUUUCAGCACUGCACCAUGCUGACCAUUGCCCACCGCAUUCACACUGUGCUGGAGAGUGACCGCAUCCUUGUCAUGGAUCUUGGAAAGGUUGCUGAAUUUGACCGCCCUGAAGUUCUGAUCCAGAGACCUGAAUCUCUGUUUGCAUCUCUGCUUGCAGCAGCUAAUAAUGUGAACACGUGAACUAUUGAAACAGUUGCACACAAUUACACACUGUUCACAGGAUAGAAAUUGCAUAUCCAGGAACAGCCAUGGCCUAAAGGUUAGAGAAGCGGGCUUGCAACUGAAAGGUUGUUGGUUCGACCCCCAUGAACCAGCAGGCAAAAUGUGGUGGGGGGGGAGUAAAUGAACAGUGCUUUCCCCUCCCUCCACACCCACAGCGUACGUAUCCUUGAGCAAGGCACUCCACCCCCCGGUGUGGUAAUGUGUCACGUGUUUAUACGUAGACAUAGUUUAUAUAUUAUACAGCCUAAUUUUUAUGUUAUUUUAUUUUAUUCUAUUGUGGGUACUGCUAAAUUUUUAUUGUGUGUAUUUGUGUUGUACGAAGCUACUGGAUACCUAAAUUUCCUUCGGGAUCAAUAAAGUAUCUAUCUGUCUGGCUAUCUAUCUAUCUAUCUAUCUAUCUAUCUAUCUAUCUAUCUAUCUACCUACUGCUGCUGCCCGCUGCUCCUGCAUGCAUAGGGACAUACAUGACAUAAAAUUCAGGGGAAAAAAACACAAGAGUAUCAACAUAUGUAUAAAUUUACAUUAAAUGAGGUAGUAUAUAUCUGAGGUAUUUGAAACAGAACAAAUGGCAUUGUAAACACAUGCUGUAGUGCAAAAAGAAAAUCUUUAGAAGGUGCAGAAUCGGGGGGAAUGGGGGCGGGGAUCAGGGUAUGAAUAUUGGCAGGUGAGACAACAUGGAGGGGUUAGCUGGCCAGUCCUUGUUACAUCACCCUCAACAACUUCAGUCUGACUGCAGGGAUGAGCAGAUAACUAAUUGAAACUGAAAACUGAGUCUUAUUAUCAACAUGACAGUAAGCUACAAUUCAUCUCUUAAAAUGUCGCUUGAAGUCCCUGCGGCUUGCCCCAGAGAAUUCAUUACUUCGACUAUCCAACCAGCAGUCGUCCGACUCAGGCAAGCCUUGCGAUGCAAACACAAUCCCAAUGUGGAUUCACCAAAACCGGAAGCUCAGUUUUCAAUGGUUGAAAAAAAGCACGUUCUUUGGCUGUGCAUAUAGUCAAGUAAUUAGCAGUUGUUUGGAUUAGUGAUCAUCUUAAUUCUGUUGCCUUAAGGGUAAAAAUAAAAUUACCUGCCACUAUGUUUAGCAACAGAAAAAACAACCUAAAUGAUCUGAAGUGGUAUUUCUUUUUUUUUUACACAAAAAACUGUUUUUUUGCUUGUCGAAGUAAAUUUUCUGCAUGUCAGGUAUGUCAAAGCAUACACAAAAUUUACUUUGAUAAGCAAAUGUGAGAGAUACAUCUGCAAAGACCAUGCACACACACUUGCAUACUGUCCUACAUGUGCAAAAAAGAGUUGAUUGAUUUAUGUUCUUUAAAAAUUUGAGAAGACUAGUAUUUUGUAGUUGAAUUCCUCAUUGUACAGUAUAUAGGAAUAUAAGAAUAUAUAAGAAUAUAUCACUAUGUUGCCAAAAAAGUUCAAGACCAUUAUUGUU
Messenger RNA from Chanos chanos (milkfish), 5980 nucleotides. RefSeq names its product multidrug resistance-associated protein 9. Gene Ontology annotation, cellular component: membrane. Gene Ontology annotation, molecular function: ATP hydrolysis activity; ABC-type transporter activity; ATP binding. Gene Ontology annotation, biological process: transmembrane transport. The record is from RefSeq and is a predicted model, not a curated record. The transcript is spliced from 33 exons. Bases 333 to 4508 code for a protein of 1391 amino acids. NCBI's taxonomy places the organism in Eukaryota, Metazoa, Chordata, Actinopteri, Gonorynchiformes, Chanidae.